Molecule: messenger RNA, 1236 nt
Organism: Plasmodium coatneyi
Lineage: Eukaryota; Apicomplexa; Aconoidasida; Haemosporida; Plasmodiidae
Product: 50S ribosomal protein L4e
Exons: 1
Coding region: 1-1236 (411 amino acids)
Biological process (GO): translation
Cellular component (GO): cytosolic large ribosomal subunit; ribosome
Molecular function (GO): structural constituent of ribosome; RNA binding
Source: RefSeq, a predicted model, not a curated record
AUGGCGACCGUGAGACCCGUGGCGAACGUGUAUAGCACGAGCAGCAAGCAGGUGGUUGGAGAGGUGGAAAUUCCUGUGGUGUUUCAAACACCCAUAAGGAGUGACCUCGUGCAGGAAGUUUUUAAGAACGUAUCGAAGAACAGAAGACACCCAUACGCAGUAAAGUUGGAGGCAGGGUAUGAAACAUCUGCUGAAUCAUGGGGAACAGGAAGAGCAGUGGCAAGAAUUCCCAGGGUACCAGGAGGAGGAACCCACAGAGCAGGACAAGGAGCCUUUGGAAAUAUGUGUAGAGGUGGAGGGAUGUUUAACCCAACGAAGAUAUGGAGAAGGUGGGGAAGGAAAGUAAACCUGAAGGAGAAGCGUUACGCGGUUUGUUCAUCCAUUGCAGCUAGUGGUGUUACAUCGUUGGUCCUAGCGAGAGGACAUAGAAUCUCCAACAUUAAGGAAGUACCACUGGUAGUUAGCGAUGACAUGGAAUCCAUUAGCAAGACGAAAGAUGCGCUGAAAUUUCUAAUAACUUUAGGACUGAAAGAUGAAGUGAACAGACUAAUUAAGUCCAAAAAGAUUAGAGCUGGAAAAGGAAAAAUGAGAAAUAGGAAAUACCGAAUGAGGAACGGCCCUCUCAUUAUAUACAACAAAGAUUCUGGCGUGAAAAAAGCCUUUAGAAAUAUCCCUGGAGUUGAUUUGUGUAAGGUUACCAAGUUGAACUUGCUAAAGUUGGCCCCCGGUGGAUCCAUUGGCAGACUAUGCAUUUGGAGUGAAAGCGCAUUCAAACAGUUGGACGUAAUGUAUGGAAGGAUCUACAAAAAGAAUGUUACGAAAAAAAAUUACAUCCUACCAAAGUCUAUUAUGGCUAACUCAGAUAUCUACCGAAUUAUUAGCAGCGAACAGGUACAGGCAACCCUGCUGGCGAAGAAGAGACCCUGCAAGAAGAGACUACAGAAUAAGAACUCCCUCACGAACUUUGCCGUCAGAUGUAGACUGAACCCGGCGUAUAAGCUGCUCAGAUCCCUUGCUAUCAUGAAAAUGAAGAAGAGCAUCGAAGCCAAGAAGAACAACAAGAAGGAACUCAGGGUUAAGAAGAAAAUAGAGAAGAAGGAGCUGCAAAAGGUUAACCACGCCUACUACACCAGCAUUGCCAAUUCGCUGAAACGCAAGAAGAAGAAGGAGGAGAAGAAAGCCAAAUCGAAGAAAGACGCCGACAAGGCGCUCCUCCCCACGGCAGGGGAUGAAUAA